AUGUCUCUCGAUAUCUCGUCUCGCGGGGCGCAAGUGAUUGCGUGGUCGUACAUAACUUUUGCAAUCGCUUCCCUGUUUGUUACACUCCGGAUACUGGUUCGAUGGAAGUUUGUCAGGCUUUUGGGAAGAGAGGAUAUCUGUGUUCUCGGUUCCCUGGCAUUCUCUCUCCUAUGCUGCAUUUUCAUGCAUCUUGAAGUAACAAGGGGUGGACUGGGGCAACGUUACGAUGGACCAGAAAGAUUGAUGGAAUUCCUGAAGUUGUCGUACUUUUCAAUACUGUUUUACAAUCUCAGUCUGUGUCUCUCGAAAUUCGCGAUCCUCCUCCUAUGUCUUCGAAUAUUCGCACCCUCAUCUUGGAGAUAUGCAUGCUACGCGGUUCUUGCCAUCCUCUCAAUAUACACUGCCUGGAUCGUCAUUUGCAGCAUUAUUGCAUGUCUGCCAGUGCCACUCUAUUGGGACAAGAGCUUGGAAGGAUGGUGUUUCCCGAAAGCCGUCGUCUGGUUCACCAAUGCUGGACUGAAUAUUUUUACCGACUUCUUGAUCGUCUUGCUGCCGUUGCCUGGUAUAUACAAACUACAGCUACCAAGGAAACAAAAGAUUGGUGUCAGCCUGGUAUUCUUGUUGGGCUUCUUUGUCUGUAUAAUUUCGAUUGUUCGUCUAUAUGCCCUGCAUACAGGUUCUGUAACAACCGAGCCAACCUACGACAAUUUUGCGAUUGCUAUCUGGUCUGUGGUAGAGGUCAACGGAGCAAUAGUUGGCGCAUGUCUUCCUACAUUGAAACCGCUCAUAUCAAGAUGGUUCCCUGGAUUGCUGUCUUCAGGCCACUCUAGGCCGCGCACAAACACUCACUCUUACUUCCGACACGGAACUGGUGCCGACGGAACCAGUCGUUCGAAUGCUAGUCGAGAACGACCCAUCCCCGACUUUUCCAGUGCAACACAAAUCCUGGGUGAUGACGAUGAUGGUGUUGUACUAGAAGACAUGGAGAGAAAGAAUGGAAUCCAAGUACGCACAGAAUAUGAAGUAGUUCAUGAGGAAUCAGCGCACAUGAAUGGCAGUAGUAAAUACUGCCCGUAA
This is a messenger RNA of Aaosphaeria arxii CBS 175.79, 1077 nucleotides long. RefSeq lists its product as uncharacterized. The transcript is spliced from 5 exons. NCBI's taxonomy places the organism in Eukaryota, Fungi, Ascomycota, Dothideomycetes, Pleosporales. The record is from RefSeq and is a predicted model, not a curated record. Bases 1 to 1077 code for a protein of 358 amino acids.